UCCAACGAAAAUCAUCUCAGUCGUGGUUCGAGAGCGAAAAAGUAAUCGCUUAGUUCGAUAUUUUUCCUACUACAUUAUUAUUAUUUUCUAACACGUGUUUUUCACGCCGGCUCUUGUUUCUUUUCUUUCUUUUUUUUCUACACCGAUUAUCAUUAACUUUCUCUUUUCUUUUCUUUCUUUGAUUUACGCGUGUUCAUCGUUUCAUCUGCUUCGUUGGGAAAAAAGAUAUUAAAAAAAAAAGAAAGAAAAAUUAAAAACAAAGUUGAUAGCUUUUUUACAUAUCGAAAAUGUAAUUCUGCGCGUUUGCACAGUUUAUGAAAGGAAGUAUCGAAGGAUCUUAAUACUUUUGAAUUUUUUUUUUUAUUUUGAAAUAUCAUCGAACAAUUGAUUGUACUUAUUCUUAACGAGACAGAUGUUAAUUUGUCAUUUUUAAUCGAUGGACGAGCAAAAUGUGAAAUAUUUUUCUAUAAAAGGUGCAUCUCAUCAAAAGUUUGAUUGAGUUUUCGCGCCACCGUCACAUCUUACAGUGUGAAAUGUGUUUUAUUCGACGAUUAAGAAGUUACUACUUUCCAAUAUUAUUGCCGUUGUCGUUCCAAAUCAACGGAGAGGAACAUCUUUGAUCAGACCCAACAAACAGUUUUAAGUCUCGGCAAGUUUGGCCGGAACGAUGAUGAUUCAACCAAAGAUCUGGUGGAAGCUUAUUUAUUCCGAAGAUAAGAAAGGUAUUCUUGCUGGAUUGGCUGCACACUCGGGACAGAUAUCAGUGGGAUUAUCUCAAGGUUUUAGUGCGAUUCUCAUACCGAAGUUGUUAGAAUCAGGGUUUGCCGAUAAAUCAGAAACUUCUUGGAUCGCGUCUCUUGGAGCUGUUUCGAAUCCUAUUGGAGCUUUAGUCGCAGGUUUAUGCUCUGAAUGUUUCGGAAGAAGAUCAGCGAUAGCUUUAGCAACUUUACCACAUGCAACAGGAUGGCUUCUGAUCGCAUUCGCCAAAAAUGUACCAAUGUUGUACGUCGGAAGGUUUGUCAGUGGCAUCGGUACAGGAAUGGCAAAUGCUCUAUAUUUAUACGUCAGCGAAACUGCUGCUCAACAUCAAAGAGCAUGGUUAGCAAAUUGUGGACCAAUCUUGACCUCGUUGGGAGUGUUAAUUGUGUACACGUUAGGUGCUUUAACAACAUGGCAAAAGUCUGCUGCGAUCAGUAUAGGCCCAGCAAUUCUAUCUUUAGCAUUAACAAGGAUGCUUCGCGAAACACCAGCCUGGCUUAUAUCCAGAGGACGAAUGGAAGAAGCAAAAGAAUCCUUACUGUGGCUUCGGGGUCCUAGUUUAACGACGGACACCGAGUUUCAAGAACUUUGUAAUGCAAAUGUAAAAAGGGGGGAAAAAAAAGAAAAUCUUUUUAAAGCUCUCUACAAGCCAAAUGUUUGGAAACCAUUCGUUAUACUUUUCCUUUUCUUCGCUCUUCAACAACUUUCAGGAAUUUAUAUAAUGUUGUUUUACGCUGUUAGUGUCUUAGAAGAUAUUGGUGUGAGCGUGAACGAAUAUGCCGCGAGUGUUGGUAUCGGUAUGAUCAGACUAUUUGCUUCGAUAAUUGGCGCGGUUUUGGCAAUUAACGUUGGUAGAAGAGCAUUAGCUUUUAGCAGUGGUUUUGGUAUGGCUUUAUCAGCUAUUGGUAUUGCUCUAGCCUACAGGUUCCAUUUGCCUUCGUGGGUUUCUUUAAUCUGUAUGGGAAGUCAUGUUGCAUUAUCCAUGAUUGGUUUCCUCACGUUACCUUGGGUUAUGACCUCAGAAUUAUAUCCGCUUAGGUUCCGAGGAACGUUGGGAGGUAUCACUACGAGUAUAGCGCAAAUCUUGACUUUUUUUGCAAUUAAGUUGUAUCCUGAGGUUAGUAUAAUGGCUGGCAUAGAAAACACGAUGUGGUUGUUUGCCACAGUAGGUUUAUUGGGAGCACUAUUUUCCGUAACCCUCUUACCUGAGACUCGAGGUCAAAGUUUGGACGACAUCGAGAACAAGUUUACAAAAAAUUCAAAGGUUGGUCCGAAGAUAAAUGGUUCCAAAGCACUUUCGAGCAUUUUUAUUCACACUCAACCUAAGAACAUUACUCUUCAGAAAUUUACUUCGAUCUCUGAAGAAAAGGAUUUUAAUACAACUGAGAAUCGUUACACUUUCGAUAACUUUUGUUUUGACAUGAGUUUUGAUAAGGUUAGUAGGGAAUCUAAGGAUGAUGAAAAACAGAACAAAGAUCAUUCCGUAACGAAUACCAUUGUGCUGGAUCACAUGUAUAUUUAAAUCAUCAUUAAUUAAACCAAUUUAAUAAACAAAGAAGCUUGGAAAAGCUCAUUUAAAGGGAAUAUUACUGCC
Molecule: messenger RNA, 2353 nt
Organism: Polistes dominula (European paper wasp)
Lineage: Eukaryota; Metazoa; Arthropoda; Insecta; Hymenoptera; Vespidae
Product: facilitated trehalose transporter Tret1
Biological process (GO): transmembrane transport
Cellular component (GO): membrane
Molecular function (GO): transmembrane transporter activity
Source: RefSeq, a predicted model, not a curated record